CUUUGCCAGCAUGAGCCUCGACCAGCUCCCGACCUUUGCCACCGCGGCGAUCGCGACGCAGACAGACGCGACGAAAGGCCGCUUCGUGACGGCCACCAAGAGCUUCGCACCUGGCGACAUUGUGUUCAAGGACGAGGCUUUUGUGUAUGCAACGUGCGACUGCGAAGCGCUGCUCGAGGACGUCACGCAGUUUGCCAAGCUCCUCGACGAGACCGAGAGCCAGCCCGAGUACGCCAAGUCGAUGCGCAAGUCCUUCCAUAAGAUCUUGUUGGCCAUGAUGGACAUGGACAUCAUCGGCGACGUCGACCGCGCCAAGUGCAUUCUCAAGGUCGUCACCAAGUACCUCGAAAGCAAGGCGUCGAUUGCAGCCUUGCUGCAGCUUUCGCACGCCAACAACGAGGCGUGCGAGGCAGCCGCCAAGACGCUCCGGAAGACCUUCCCGAUCGUGUUCCAGUCGGUGCCCUCGCCCGUGCUCACCAAGAUCAUUGGCGUCCUCAACACCAACUCGCACGAGCUCGAGACGCUCGGCGGCACCGGCCUCUUCCUCUCGGCCUGCCUCAUGGAGCACAACUGCGCCCCCAACUGCAGCUUUACGACGGCCGAGACGACGCUGUGGGUGACUGCGAUCCGCGACAUCGCGCCCAACGAGCCGCUCUCGAUCGACUAUGGCAACAUGUUUUACCGGCCGACAGCCGAACGCCAAGCGAGCAUGCAAGACGGCUACGGCUUUGCGUGCCACUGCGAAGCGUGUUCGAGCCAGAUCGAUCGCGCACGCGCGUUCCGCUGCGGCCACUGCCCCCACGGGAUCGUGCACCCGUCGCCAACGGCCGGGUAUGCGUGCCAAAGCUGCCACCAGGUGCUAACGCCAGCCGAAGUCGACGAGGUCUGUCGUCUCGAAGCCGCGCUGCAAGAAAACUUUCCCGAUACGCUGGCGGGCAUUGAAGCGGCGUCGGCCGGCCGCCUCCACCCGCACCACUACCUGCUGUUUUGGGCUCUCGAUGCCCUCGGUCUCCGUGGCGCCCAAGCGCUGGUGCACAAUGUGUCGACGCUGGCGGCCAUGUGGGAUCGCAUCAUCUCAAGCAUGGAGUACGCUGUGCCGGGCGCACACCACGAGAAAACCAUCUACUACGACCAGCUCGCCCAAGUCCGCGUCAUCACCGGCGACAUCGCCGGCGCCAAGGCGGCGUACGCCAAGGCGUACGAGAUCUCGUGCAUUGUGAGCGGUGCGAUGACGCCGCCGACGCUGGCGCUCAAGGACCUUGUCGAGAAUGUGCCGACGACCCGCGACGAGCUCGUCCAGCGGUAUGGCGAAGGCCAUGGUGACGAGAUGGAGUACGACGAGGGUGACGACGACGACGAGGACGACGACGACAUGGAGUAG
Molecule: messenger RNA, 1381 nt
Organism: Saprolegnia parasitica CBS 223.65
Lineage: Eukaryota; Oomycota; Saprolegniomycetes; Saprolegniales; Saprolegniaceae
Exons: 7
Coding region: 11-1381 (456 amino acids)
Cellular component (GO): nucleus
Molecular function (GO): protein binding
Source: RefSeq, a predicted model, not a curated record